This is a messenger RNA of Anguilla rostrata (American eel), 5359 nucleotides long. Its product is annotated as activity-dependent neuroprotective protein 2a-like. Gene Ontology annotation, cellular component: nucleus. The transcript has 4 exons. Lineage: Eukaryota; Metazoa; Chordata; Actinopteri; Anguilliformes; Anguillidae. Gene Ontology annotation, molecular function: DNA binding. The coding region runs from base 298 to 3246 and encodes 982 amino acids. Gene Ontology annotation, biological process: regulation of gene expression. The record is from RefSeq and is a predicted model, not a curated record.
ACGUCAUUUCCUGGUUUCUCGGGCGCCAUGUUUCCUUUCAAGAGUAGGGUGAGGAUGAUGAUGUAGUACAAACAAAAGAAGUUGCCGCCGAAUAAGAUACAUAAUUCAGUAACACUUUGUCAUUUCUUGGAACUGAAUAUUUGUUCAGAAGAGUCCGUAGGUUUCACGUUCGGUCCAAGUGCAUCGAAUUGCGCGUGUGCUGCAGUGACAGUGAACAGCGCGCGCCUCUGGAUUGGUGAAAGUAGACAGACACCGAAGCGCGAGCUCCCUCCUCCAGUACGCGAAAGGCAAGGGAAAAUGUUGCAACUUCCUGUGGGCAAUUUGGAAAAAAUCAGAAAAUCAAGAAAACGAGUAAAAGAUGUUCUCUGUGAUGUUGGAUUUGAGAAUUGCAAAGACUUGUUGAAUGAGCUCCAGAGGUUUGAUGUGGGAGAUGAAGCCUUUGAUAACACAGACUGGUUUGACUUCACUGAAGGGUACCAUGGAAAAAGGAGAAAAAAGUGGCGGUACCGUACCCGGGGACUCUGCUGCACCCUGUGUAGGUUUUCAGCACGCUCCUGGAAUGGCUACAGGUCCCACAUGCGACGCUAUCAUGAAGAAGAGCAGGACAUUGGAGCGCUGUCGAUUUGCUCUUGCUGCUCAUUUGUCGCCCAUCCCAAGGUGGUCAUCGAGCACUUUAGGAUCUUCCAUCCUGAUUCAAUGAAGAGCCCAAGUGCUCCCAUUCCUCCCACAGGGGUGACAACCACAAAAGGACUCCCGGUCAUGGUCGACACCACUGUGACUGGAGACAGGUACUCAUGUCGAAGGUGUGGGUACCAGGAUUCAUUGAUUUACUGCAUAAAGAAGCAUGUCUUUGUGAAUCACUACUCCAAUCUCAUGAAUCGCUAUUUUGGGCAGCGGACAGAUACCGAGAUGAAAAUUACUAAUGGUGCUCGCACCUCCAAAUUUUACUGCAAGGUGUGCAGCGUGCCGGCUGAAAGCUCGGACCAUUUGAUCUACCACAUCUUGACCUCAGAAAAACACAAAGAAUUGGAGGUGCAUAUCAAAGCCUUGAUAUAUGAACACAGUAAAUUUGGCAAGAAGUACUUGCAGCAGAAGCUCCCAAGCCUCGCUCCCAAGGUCACCCAGCAAAAUGUUUACAAUGUUCCGCUGGUCCAUGGGGCCAGUGCCACGCAGCUCGGAGGCACGGUGGCUAGACCCCCCUUUUCAGGCACUGUGCUGCGGGGCACCCCUAGCAACACAACCACUGUGGUGUGUACCCCAGCGACUGGUCAGGCAUUCCUCCCAGGACAGACUUCUACUGUAGUACGACUGGCUAAUGUAGAAGCCCAGAGUUUGCUAAGAACCGGUCAGGCAGUAGCUGCCCUGAAAAAUGCCCCACUCCCUAAGGGAAUUCCUGCCGGAGGUGUGGCUACUACCCUUGUUCGGGCACCGGUUGGCACAUUGCUGCCAACUGUAUCUCAAAAUGGUCCAAAACCAAUGCCAAUCACUGUGGGGGUACCCACACAGACACAGCAGCCACGACAGGUCCUGCUUCCCCCUGGUGUUCAGGUCAGUGUCCAAGGUAAGCUGGCCCUGCGAGGCCCUGGACCACAGCCCCUGCUGGUGACACAGAGGCUCCCAGUGACUCAGUCCACCUCACGCGGCACUGUGCUCACCACCCAGUCGCUUUUCAGCCAUCUGAUCCCCACUGGAAACAAAGUCAAUGGCCUUCCCACCUACACUCUUGCACCUGUCCAGGUCACAGUACCGGUCCAGUCCAGCAGUGCCCAAGGGACUGGUAAAGGACCUGUGACAGUAGUUCAAGGCAGUACUACAACCAUUACACCCCAACAAAACAAGCCACUGACAGGAGCUGCUCCUAGCACCACUAUUCUUUCUAGUACCACUGUGUCCAAACAGACGCAGAAGUGGGUAUCCUGUCCUGUUUGUAAGGAGCUCUUCCCUGCUGAUGUACACAAAGUCCAUAUGGAGACUGCUCAUGGGCAGGUUCCAGUGAUGAAAAAGGCUAAAGUGCAUGGACUAGCUGCUCGGGCUCCCUUUUUGAAAAAAGUCAACAGUAAAAUUUUAAGGUGUUUGACUUGUAACAUUUCUCUGUCUGGAAAAGGACUCUUUGAACACCUGUUGCAUGGUCUGAAGUGCUUGCAUUGCCCUGGAAUGUUCUAUUCGAUUAAGCAGCUCCUGGAUCACACAGCCAAGGAGCACAGCACUUCGCAGUUGGCCAAUCGGAAUUUCAUGAAACAGGAGUAUCAGCUUCACAUUAACGAUCACGGCGACCUUCUGGUUCCACACUUUGACAUAAACACAACUGCUCCCAAAGAGCUGCUGGGAGACAAGGAAUUGAACCUAGCGCUGGUCACUGUCUCUCUUGACCUCAUCUAUGUGAAGUUGCUACCUGGUUCUGCUCAACCUGUGUGUCGAACACCCAUAAAAAGUGUCCGUGCUGAUUGCCCCUUCUGCCCUGAGAAGCCACAGACUGUGGAGGAUUAUGAACUCCACCUGAAGACAAAACACCACAUUGUGCCCACCAUUCACGCCAUCUUGAAAUCCCCUGCUUUUAAGUGCGCGUACUGCUCUGGGGUGUAUACUGGGAAGACCACACCCCAGGCCAUCUCUACUCAUGUGCAGCGUUGCCGCUGUGCACCCAAGACUGCCAAGGAUGUGGAGAGAUUGAUUAACCCUGACUCCAAAAGACAAGUAGUUGCUGUGAAUGGAGGCGUCUCACAUCCUGCUACCUCAAAAGUUGUCACUCUGGUGCCUGCCUCCAAAACCUCUGACACAGAGGCCCAGAUUCAGAGCAGGUUUGAGGCAGCAAUGAAGGCAGCAUUGGAGGCUAACAAGCAGGAGAGGGAUGCCAGAGCAGCCAAGCGCAGCCAGUUCAGAAACUUUCAAGACAGCGUGGUAGGAAGUGAGGGGACUUCUGAAACAUCAGUCAGCCUGCUCCUUGAUACCACUGGGAAGGAAAUGCUGUCCUUUGAUGAACGAAAGAAAUUUCUCACUGACUACUUUAACAAGAAGCCCUACCUGACCAAGAUGGAGAUGGAAACAUUAGCAGCCCGCCUGUGGUUUAACAAGACCGAUGUGGCCUGUCACUUUGGCACUAGGCGCUCCAAAUGCAUGCGGGCGAUCCAGAAGCGCAAAACUGUGGUUCUGCUAGGGUUCAACAUGACAGAGCUGAAGAAGGUGAAGCAUAACAUUCAGAUCCCCGUUAAAGAAAAGGAAAAGCCUGCUGAAAGGCCAUGUGUGUAGAGGGUCAAUCACGGAAAGUCAGUGCGCUUGGGUCAUGCCAUUUUGUUGAAGCACUUUUGACUAGAUCUCAAGAACUUUUACCGAGGAGAGACUAUAUUUGAUUUUAAAUUAUAUUUUGUAGAAUUUAAGGCAAUACUUCCUUGCCACUAAAAUGUAUAACAUGAGCAUCUUAUUCAGUUCCCUAAGUAAUGUAGACCAAUAGGAAUGCAUUUAUUAACAGAAAUAUAUAUAUAUAUAUAUACUGUUGAAAAUUGUUAUUGAACUUGUGUAAAUUUGGAUAUGCAUAAUUGCUCUGGCUGUGGGCUUUAUUUCCUUUUCACAUUGAACUUUAAAGGAACGAAUAGCUGAAAAGUUACAUAAUAGACGGUUUUAAAGAAUGAAGGGUCCUUGACCAUCACAUUUGGUUGGCUUAUUUUGUCAUUCAGUUAAAUUUUGUGUAUAUAUCCAGUUUUAUACAUGGAUUUGUGUUCCUUUUGUGUUAUUUUCAUAAAUGCAAACUACUUCAAUAUGUUUCAGAUGUGUACAUUUAUUCUUUGUUUCAAGUGUCCGUUCAGUUUGAAUGUCCUUAAAGUACUUGUUCUGUCAUUUUUAUUUCAGAUGAUACUGUAUUCUAAACUGAGGCAUCAUUGAUCGUAUAAUUGAGUUUAUAAAGUAAAUGAAUUAAAAAGUUUUGAAAUAUGGCCUGAUUUUCUGCCAGUCUGUAAACAUCCUGUGUCUACUAUUCACUUUGUAUGCAUAUUUAUUCUUGAAAUCUUUCAAGUCAAACAUAUUCAAUGGUAAUACUCACAAACAUGUUCAAUGGUAAUACACAAACAUUUUCAUAAAAAUGUCCCGGUUAAACUGGUUUAUCUGUAAACACAAAUGGACACAGACCUUGCAAUGCCCAGGUCAGGCAUCUCAAAUGCCUGUAGGAUCAGCAUUCACAUGUUCUUCAUCAAUACUGCUUAUUUGUGCUGUAAUUACAUGUACUAGUGUGAUGCAAUGCAAAGAUUUUACGUGUAAAUGAUUUAAUAGUUUUUGACGUCUGAAUUAAACUCAUGGCAUUGAUCAAAUUUAAAUAUACAAUUGUUAAAUUGAUAAGGUCUAGAAAUAGUUUGAUACAUUUUUAGUCUGCAUUUAUAUAAUGCACUGCACCACACUGAAAAAAUAUGCAUAGCAUUGUAGUAUAAUGACCCCAAAGCUUGCCAUUUAUAUUUAAGGUUACACAAAACAAGUGGCCCAGGGUCAGAACUGAGAUGGGUGAAUUGCCACACAAAGCAGCAAUGGCAGCUAGACUAUAGACAGACUUGGGUUAAAUACAUAUUUGGUUAGGAUUCAAAUAAUUUUCUGUGCUCUACUGAUCUUGCCUCAUGUAAUUGAGCCUGCCAAUAUGACCAGAAGGUUGGGUCUGCAAUUUUCAUUGAGUAUUUCAUUGGUUCCAAUACACCGGACAAGAUCAAUAAAGCAUAGAAAAAUAUUUGAAUCCAAAACAAAUACAUAUUUGACCCAGGUCUGACUAUAGAUACAGUAGGCCACACUGCAACACUGGAAGGGACAUGUUCUGAUGGGUACAUGCUCAAAGAACAUUAAUUUUAUCAUAAUUAUGAUAAAUUCAACAUUUUCCAUUGAUGAAACUCCUUAUAUACUUUUCAUAAUAAUGAAAGUGAUUGCAUGAAAUACACGGAAAAAAAACAAGGCAGCUGUCUUGGUUAAAAUAUGGGGGUGGGGCUCCAGCAGGUCGAAUACAUCUGGUAUCAUUUGCUUCUCCCUUUGUAGAAGACUCAAUGUGUCGAGCACAGAUAUGUCGAUCAUUUCCCGUGAUUGGCGUCAGGUUAUGGGGUACUGAGACUUCAGUACAUACCACACAUUAACAGACAGUCAUGUUCACUUCAAUAAAAUCGAGCUAUUUCAGAAAAUGCCUUGCUCACCAUCAGCGCAGUAUGCAUUUUGGAAACAAAUUUAUCGGAGAAUCUGCGAAAACGCAGUACCACCAGAUUCUACAUAGAAGGCGAGAGCACCCCUCGACAGAAAACGGAAAGCUUGUUUUAGGUUGCUGGAGCAGAGUGGACAUCCACACGUCUUGCCUUCAGUAUGGCAGCAAAAAUUUAUUCAAGAAGUUCGCAAAUAAAUCGAA